This is a messenger RNA of Meloidogyne enterolobii, 999 nucleotides long. The record is from the annotation of a GenBank genome assembly. NCBI's taxonomy places the organism in Eukaryota, Metazoa, Nematoda, Chromadorea, Rhabditida, Meloidogynidae.
UAUUUAUAUUUUAUAUUCUGACCUAAAAAUAUAAAUUUUAUAAAUUUAUUUGGAAAAAACUGGAAAAAAAAGACUGGGAAAUUUAAUUUUUGGGAAAACAGAACUUCAAAUACCAUAAAUAGGAGAAGAGUGAGGGGGAGAGAGGGGCUCCUAAUCAAAGCCCAAGGCCCUGAUAACCUAGAAAAAAAAACUGGAAAAAAGCGGAAAGCUCCUAACACAAUCAUCAGGUAUGCCACUCUCCUUGCCUCUCAAAAAAAGUACUAGAAAUUAAUUUUUUUCAUAAAAUAAGGGGUAGAGAGUCAAAGGGAGGGAAGGGAAGAAAGAAGGUUGCUCCAAAGCCUAGGGCCAUAAUUAUCACCCAGUUUCCACUCCAAAAAUAAAUUUCUUUGGAUUAUUAAAUUAUUUAAAAAAUAAUUCUUUCCCAAUCUCUAACUUAAUUUUUUAAAAUUAAAUUUUUUUUUAAUUUUUUAAGAAAAUUUCUUUUAGUUAAUGCAUGGAUGGCUGUCCUCUUCUUCUUUAAAUUUUUCAAUUUUAAUAAUAAAAUUAUAUUUUCUAAAAGAAAUGAUUCGGGAUAUAAAAGAAAGGGCAAAAAACUGGUUUAAAUGGUGGUUAACAAUAAUAAAGAAUAAUAAUGUUGAAAAGGACGCCGAUGGCAGCAAUGCUUUUAGUAAAGUUGUUGAUGACUCUUCUCUGAUUUUAUCUACAACAACUACAAACAAAGAAGAGAAAAAGAAUGUUAAUUUUAAACAAAGUUUGAGAAAUAUAAAAAGAAGAAAAUGGUGGGCAGAGAAAAGAAACUUUCCGGAAAGGUAUAACAACAACAACGCGGCAGAGUCCAUUCAUUUAUUACACAAAGCAGACGGAAAUUAUUUUGGCGACAAUCAAAAUUUGAUCAACUUUGACGGGGAUCGGUCUGGUUUAUUUUUAUUAAAAAUAAAUUUUUUGGUGAAAAUAAUUUUUGUUAGGAGGGAUUUAAAUAUCUCCAAUAAGCAUGGAUAA